GGCAGCGAGUGAGGAAUAAAGCGGCGCCGGCUGAGCACGACGCAGGCUGCCCUGGGAUGCUGUGAGCCAGCGAGGGAAGCCUGAAUCACCGGCACCUCAAGGAUUUUUAGAUGUGCCCUGAUGCCGCAGGGUCUCCCAGCUCCUGGAAAUGCAGCUCUCUUCCAGCGUGGCUGAACUCAGCUGUGACGAGACCAUGGACCCACCCGCCGAGGACUUCCAGCAGGUCCUGUCCAUCGACCAAAUCCGCUCCAUCCGUGCCAGCAACAACUACGUGGAGAGACCGGCGGCGUGCUUCCAGCAAGCCCGCUCCAACCCCUCGCUGUCCCAGCCCCCGCACAAGCAGGAGUGGUCCCAGGACCGCCUGGCGUCUUCCACCUUCCAGGACCUGCACCGCAGCCACAGCCAGCAGCACCAGAUGCCACCUCUGCAGCCGCACCUGAGCCACUCCAGCACGGCCAGCUCGGUGUCGCAGAGCACCACGGCCUCCGAGCAGCGCCUGCUGAGCAGCCUGACGCCGUCGCACUCCGGGCACUCGCUGGUCCGGACGCAGCCCCGUUCCGGCGAGCUGAAGGCGGAGGAGUCGCCGCGGAAGGCGGGCGCGGAGCCGGCCCCGGCGCACGGGCACCUGCUGCUGUGCGAGGCGUGCGGGCGCUGCCGCUGCGCCCGGUGCACGGCGGCCCGCAGCCUCCCCUCCUGCUGGCUCUGCAACCAGCGCUGCCUCUGCUCCGCCGAGAGCCUCCUCGACUACGGGACCUGCCUCUGCUGCGUCAAGGGGCUCUUCUACCACUGCUCCACCGACGACGAGGACACCUGCGCCGACGACCCCUGCUCCUGCGGGCCGGGCUCCUGCUGCGCCCGCUGGGCUGCCAUGAGCGUCCUGUCCCUCCUCAUGCCCUGCCUCUGCUGCUACUUUCCCACCCUGGGGUGCCUCAAACUUUGCCAGCGGGGUUAUGACGGCCUGAAACGCCCCGGCUGCCGCUGCCAGAGCCACACCAACACGGUCUGCAGAAAGAUCUCCUCCGCCAGCGGCACGCCCUUCCCCAAAACGCUGGACAAGCCGGUAUGACCCUCCCGAGGAGGAGAAGCGGGCUUUGCUCCUCUUCCUCCCCCUCCUCCUCCUCUUCUCUCCUCCGUGCCCCUCCUCCCUCAGCUUCCUCCGCUCCGCAGUGCCCCCCCUCCCCCCACCAUCACCUGCCGGGAUUGGGAUGGGUGACCCGGGGGUCCCCCAGGCUUUGGGACACCCUGGCUGGGUGCCCGGGGGAGCUGGCACCGAGCUGGGGGGUGGCAGUGGUUUUGCACAUGCGGGAGAGGGCCAGGAGAGGCAGAGCGAGCCGAGGGUGCCCUCCCUGGCUGUGGCCCCCAGGGAAAGGUCCCCCGGAGGGUCCCUGGGGCUCUGUCCCCACGGCAAGGGUGACCCGAGGCUCCUCAGGACUCUGCUCUCCGCAGUUUUAGGAGCUGCCCCACAGCGUGGUCCUUAUCCAUGGGGGAGGAGACAGGUCAGUGCCUCCCUGUGCGAGAGCCCCUCGAGAGCCAGACCUCCUCCUCCCGCUCUUUCUCCCUCUGCAGCACUUUCCGUGGGUGGCCUUUCUCCUCUCAGGUGGCCAUAGGUCCCUUUCCCCCAGGGGCUGGGGUGCCCAGGGGUCUCACCAGUGGCAGUGGCUUCCCUCCAGGCUUGGAAGCCGCUGGGAGAAGCGAGUGAGCUCCAAAAUGAGGUGGCACCGUGUUUUUCUGUCUCAAAGAGGAAGAGAAGGUGUGGGAAGCUUUAGAAACCUUCUGGCAGGGGAAGGAGCUAUCGGAGGCAGCCCAGCCCACUCGCUCCUGCCCGACUGCAGCAAGGGAAAGGUCCCCUCUGGGAUUUGGCUGAGAACAAGGAGCUGCUUGGAAAUUGCCAUUCAUUUCUCCUGGCCUUGGAGGGCUGCCUGAGGUGGGAGCUGCCGCCCGGCUCCAUCCCACCACCCAGCAGAUGCCACAGGCACCGGCUCCGUGCUCAACCCCGAUCUGGUACCUUCCACCAGCACUGAAUUCACUUUAAAACAAUAUGGCAAAGCCAACUGCGAGCAGCCACCGCUCCGGGGACUCCCCAGCGGGGCCUUCUGUCACCCUGCGUGGGGCUGGAGGACACGGGGAGCAGGAAGGGGUGUCGAAGCUGGGGACCCCGACCUUGCCUCCCCGCCAGGUUUCCUUUGAGUCCUCGCCUCGCUGAGGGGGUUGUGCCACCCACGGACAACCGGGAACGGGGCUGGAGCAAGCCCUGGGGCUGGGCCAUCUGCAGAGCAGACGGACACUGGAAUCCGGGUCAGGGCUCCGCGUUUCCUUGCUGGGAUGAAAUAACCCCGACUGGUUGCUGUGGCUGGGGGACUCCUGGUGGUCCUGGGCUCAGCCCCAUCUCUGUGUAGUGCCAGCUGCUGGUUGUGACCCCGCUGGCAUCAUUCAGGGGGGUUUGACGCCGGGGUGGUGUCCUGGAGCUCGGCUCUGCCUGCCUGUGCCCCCUGCCAGGUGUGUGAGCACAGAGAGGAGGGAAUGGUGCCCCUGGAGAAAUAUAUGCAACACAUCCCUUGGCUUCUCCAAGCCCCAGCUCCCGGGGCCCGGCCAUCGCCUCCUCCCAGCCGCCUCUUCCCGUAGAGUUCUGUGGAUCUAUUUUUGUAUAUAUAAAUAUAACGUUAGGAUGGGUAGUUCUAUUACUAAUAAUAUUCAUGAUACUGCUGUGAACGGUGCCAGGUACAAGGCUUGGCUUCCUGGUGCACUUGCACACGCUGGAAAAGAUGAUUUCCCAGUCAGUUCAUUGCUAAUCCCAGACCCUUGGUUCCCGGGGAAGGGGAGGGGGGAGAGGGAGGAGUAGGGAUUGUCUGGGGGUCUGCUCUGCAGGGAGGGGGGAUUCAGUGCUGGCUGAGGGGCGAGGCAGAAGUAGAAUCUCACUGUGGGACUCCUCUUUCCAUCCAUUCGCUUUCUAAAAAUCGUGGUGGAUCCAAGCUCCCUCUGUUGCGGGGAAAAGCGAUUCCAGGGAGUGAUUCAUCCCGCUUGGAAGCAUUAUUCACUAAAUCCUGGGCUGGCAGUGCCCGGCUCCCUUGACUCAAAUGGCACCCAAACAUUGAACUUGCGGCUCCCAGGGGAAGGGGGAUGAGUCCCAUCCCUGGUGGGAGGUUUGUGCUGGAGAGUGUUAUGGACAGGAGUGAAAUCCUCCCCCUGACGUCGCCCAGAGCCUGGGGGGGGAUGUGGGAAGAUCCGUGGGUACCUCAGGACGAUGCUCCGGGGUACAGAGGAACCUCCUGGCAUCAGGGAGGGACAGAGCCCCAUCUGUGCAUUGUACAUCCCUGGGGCCAGCCUGGACUCUGGAAUCAUUUGGAUUUUGAGGCCACGACCUCCUCAGAGGAUGCCCUGUAGGUGUGUGAGCCCCUCUGAGACCAUUCCUGUGGCAGAAAUACAAAAUACAUUGCAAAUAUAUUUAUCCUCAUGCCAAUGAUUGCUUGGCUCCCUACUUCCAGGUGGUGUUGUGGGGAGACACAUCCUCCAGGAGUCUCCUUCCUUUGGAAGGCUCAGUUCACUCUUCUAUUGGUGCUGAUUAAACUCCUUCUUCAUGAAAACCAGAGAGCAUUUUUUAGGGAGAAAAGGUCCCUUUUUCCCUGUGGGUUGGAGGAACCGUCUCCCUUGAAUGAGAAUGUGAAACAGUUCAUUGAAACUUUUUAAAGAAAACUAAUGAACAGAAUUUUCCAACUUGCUCUACUUUGAUUUUUUUUCUUCUUCCCUUUUAAACGGAUCCCACUUGUAAAUUUAGUUACCACCUCUGUAUCUUUGCAAUUCAUUGCUUCCUCUCCUGAUGGUGGAAUGACUCAACAUGUGAAGCUUCAUCAUUUUCACGGCCUCCCAAGUCAUGCGAGCGCGGGGUGACCUCCCCCAGGUGCUGGAGCUGGGGGAUGAGGGGAAGGCUGCCCAUGGAUCCGCUCCCCAGAGCCAGCUCUGCUUGGCACGGCCACGGCAGCGCAGCUCCCUUCAGCAGCUGGGGGGAGGCCAGGACUGCCAGGAGCUUCCACCUAAUGGGCUUUUUCUGGGUCAGUGCAGCAGCUCCCUUCCUACCAGAGCCCGGUGAGGGCUGAGGAGCACGGCCAGGGCUCGGGAAUGGCUCCUCUCCGUGGAAUGACAAACCUGGGAGAUCCGUUUGAUGGGAUACUGGACAUGUAGAAGGGGAGGGGUUUAAAAGCUGCAGAGUUGUGGCACUUGGGGGCAUGGUUCAGUGGUGGCUCGGCAGUGCUGGGUUAAUGUUUGGACUCAGAGGUCUUAGAGGGCUUUUCCAGCAGGAAUGAUUCCAUGAUUGUAGGAAGUGGAGAGGAGGAGAGCCCCGACUGGGCGCUGAGGGCUGCUGGACCGGAGCAGGGCUUUGUGUUCACUGAGGGCGGACACGAAAGCCACGCGCAGGACCAGGGGCUGGAGGAGUUCAGCCUGCUGGGCUCUGCCCUGCUCCUGGGGACAGGUGUUCACCUGGAAUUCUUGCUGCCCGCCCCCUCUGGGGCUCCUCGGCACAUUUCCCUUCCUCGCUCUCGGCACUCAGGAGAGCUUGGGAAGCACCAAAAGCUCUCCAAGGAGAAGCACCCGAAGCUCUGGCUCACCGGGCUCGGCCGUGGUGGGGAAGGCUGUGGGCAGCCUCAGAUUCUUUCCCUGAGCUUUUCCCAGCAUCCUCCGACCAGAUCCAUCCUGCUCCAUCCCCACCUCCGGCAGUUUGGUUUGCCUGCGGAGAGGGCCCCGGUUCUGGUUGGGGUUGGGAGCCCCUUUCCUGCCCCACCCUCCGUGAGUCAGAUCCAUCUGCUCGGGGUGUUUGUUUGCAGCUGCCUGUCCCAGCAGUUGGGUUUCUCUCUGUCCUGACGUGUCUUUUUUGGUUUCCUUUUGGGAGCGUCACAUGGAGCCCUCUGCUCUCCCGCAGGGACGGAUCCCUGGGUUGUCUUUCCUCUGCCAGGGAACUCGCAGGGCUGGGGGCAGACUGAGGCAGGGAAAGAGGUUCAGGUGCCAAAGGAGCAGGACGCAGGAGCUGCUGAGCAGGACCUGAGCUCCCCCUGCUCUGCUCCCCAUCCAGAGCCUCCUUUUCCCACCCAGGAGUGCAAAGCUCCAUCCAGGCAAGACCCCCUGAUGUUUUUUGCUUCCUCCAAGGCUUCCCUUGGUCCCACUCCCCCUUUUCCCCACUGGCAAAUCAGUCCCAGUGGGGACGGGUCAUGGGGGCCAGGCUGGGUCCUCCCAUCCCACCCCCACCCCUCCUGCUGGAAGGGCCAAAGAGGUCCUUGGGCUGCUGUGCACUCAUCCUUGAGAAACAUCAGUGCCUCAGAGAACAGGGGGGAGCUCUUUGUGACUCACAGAUUCCCCUAAAAUCCCACUGAGUCCUCUCCUGCCCAUGCCCAGGGGUGAACCCAAAGACUGGAGGGAAAAUGCCAUUGAGCCAAAGCCUGGAAUCAGAGAUUGGGCAUGGCUCUGAAGUGUGGCACAGAGGGGUGAGCCGGGGCUGAGGGGAGCUGCUGUGGGACUGGCAGGGGAAGGAGCCCACUGUGCCCCAAACCCCUGUGCCCAGCACCGCUGCUGCCGCUCUGUCUCCGGGGUGUUCCGAGGAAGCUGGGAGGAGUUCAGAGCUGGGAGUGGAAUGUCUGUGAUAGGAAUGUGAUAAGGGCUGACCCCCACCCCAAAGCUCAGGCUUGCUCUUUAACAGGAUCCAGCUCAGGCUUGGCUCCUCCGAGGAGCCCGUGGAGCCCAUGGGAUGCUUACUGAACCAGGGGGCCCAAACCUGAGCUGGGACUUCUUGGGGCUCAGUUUGCUGUGGGGUAUUUCUCCGUGAGCACCAGGAUCUCCUGCAAACCCUCCUGGAGCCCCGCUGGGAGCUGGGAUCUGUUCUCCUGCCUGGGGUGACAUUGCAGAAGUGUCCCCUGAGAGCACAACGCCGCUGUUCCCUGGAGGGGCACGGCAGGCAGGAGGGGUUUUGGAUGGGUGGGCAGCGGGAAUGUGUGAGGGAGGCGGCGCUGGGCCCCUCUCCUGCUGCCCCCGAAGGGUUUUGUCACGAGCAGGACCAAUCCCACCCCGCAGAGCUGGGUCUGGGCGAGGAGGUCCCACACCCUCUGUCCCAAGGUCCCCCCAAGCCCCAGGCCUGGCCGGCCCCCACCUUGUCCCUUUGCCCCGUUCCAUCGGGAUGCUCUCCUGGCAGCGGCCCCCCAUCCUCCUCCUCCCCUGGUGUCCUCAGCACAAAGCUCUCCUGGGAAGAUCCCCCUGGGCUCCACAGGACAGCCCCAGGAUCCCGAGGCUCUCAUCCCAAGUUCCUGGGUACAAAACCCUUCUGUACAGCGUGUAAAGAUCCCUCCCCGGCUCUCUUCGUUCCAGUCCCUUUCUGUAAGGUAUAAUAUAUGUUUAUAACCUGAUGGCUGGUUUUUUUGACAAUACUCUUGUACCUUUUAAGGGAAAAAAAAAUUAAAAAACCAAAGUAUUUAUUUGAAAAGUUUAUUUUAAAGAUAAGAAAAAAAAAAACCUAUUUAUUUUACUGCACCCUCUUCUGUUUGGUUUUCCUCUCUUGCAAAGCUGAUAACUGUUACAGAACCACUGCUGAGGUGAAAGAAGUGAUUCUAUGAGUGGCUUCACAAGCCCACUUAGAGCAACUAUUCAAUAAAAAUAUAUAUUAAUUUUGAA
Messenger RNA from Corvus hawaiiensis (hawaiian crow), 6648 nucleotides. It is a transcript of the gene SPRY3, whose product is annotated as sprouty RTK signaling antagonist 3. The record is from RefSeq and is a predicted model, not a curated record. The transcript is spliced from 2 exons. Gene Ontology annotation, biological process: multicellular organism development; animal organ development; negative regulation of fibroblast growth factor receptor signaling pathway. Lineage: Eukaryota; Metazoa; Chordata; Aves; Passeriformes; Corvidae. Gene Ontology annotation, cellular component: membrane; cytosol. The coding region runs from base 149 to 1066 and encodes 305 amino acids.